UCAUCCCUCUGAGAUCUGGUGCUGAAAACUUUCCUGUUGGGACCAAAACACUUCCUUGCCUUCUCUUCCUGACCAGAUCCAGCCACCUGCAGGACCAGCAGGGGAUUGCAGAAUCUCUUUUUCACUUCCUCUUCCCUCCCCCGCUGGCUAAUUUGGACGCUUCUCCAGAGUAAGCAAAAUUGGGGCUGGAAUUUCGUCACUCCUGAGUGAUUCGCCUUCCAAGGAACCCCCAUCUGCCUGUAUAAAGAGAAGAAGGGGAAACUCAUGGAGCUCAUUCUGGAGCAACCGAGAGCUUGGACCUUGACUGCUUCUGCACCCUCAGCUUUGAGCAACAAGCCUCCUCUUCCAUUCCACGAGCAAAAAUGAAGAGCUUCAUUGCUGCCUUUGCUUUCCUGCUGACCAUCACUACCCUCCUCUUCUCCCAGGCUCAGUCUCAUUUAGACUCAGGCUACUGCUGUAAGAAAUACGUUAUGAAACCCAUACCACGCAGACUCCUGGAGUCCUAUGACUAUGCAAGUAGCAAGUGCUCUCUGCCAGCUGUUGUAUUUACCACGAAAGCGAAUAGGCGGCAGUGUGCAGACCCCAGUGCCGCAUGGACCCAGGAACGUAUCCAAAGUCUCUCCCAAACAUCGACAACACCCAGCAAGAAAUGAGAAAACCAAGUGCCCGAAAGCCUUGCCGCGUGCGGAACAUGCACAGCCACCCACACCCACUCUUGUGACAGUUGCACUUUAACAUAAUGUAUUUUAUUUAAUUUAUGUCAGCAUAUUUUAAGCAGUUGUGUGUUUUUGUAUUAUUGUUUUCCACAAGGGAAGUGAGAUAGCCCAGAGGUUCUUUCUGUAAAGCACCACAAAGACCUUUCAUGUGAAUAAAUAUCAGGGCAAAAAUGAAA
Messenger RNA from Podarcis raffonei (Aeolian wall lizard), 892 nucleotides. Its product is annotated as C-C motif chemokine 5-like. Gene Ontology annotation, molecular function: chemokine activity; CCR chemokine receptor binding. The transcript has 3 exons. NCBI's taxonomy places the organism in Eukaryota, Metazoa, Chordata, Lepidosauria, Squamata, Lacertidae. Gene Ontology annotation, biological process: neutrophil chemotaxis; inflammatory response; cellular response to tumor necrosis factor. The record is from RefSeq and is a predicted model, not a curated record. The coding region runs from base 363 to 653 and encodes 96 amino acids. Gene Ontology annotation, cellular component: extracellular region.